Molecule: messenger RNA, 3633 nt
Organism: Halichondria panicea
Lineage: Eukaryota; Metazoa; Porifera; Demospongiae; Suberitida; Halichondriidae
Product: fibropellin-1-like
Exons: 14
Coding region: 59-3484 (1141 amino acids)
Biological process (GO): heterophilic cell-cell adhesion; establishment or maintenance of epithelial cell apical/basal polarity
Cellular component (GO): plasma membrane; protein-containing complex
Molecular function (GO): calcium ion binding
Source: RefSeq, a predicted model, not a curated record
GUUUUACUUUGUGGCUUCCGGACAACAAUGUGCAGAACAGACUUGCUAGGAAGACAGAAUGCUUUCAGGGGAUCGAGAAGUGUAUAACAGCUCACACAAGUCUGCCACAGGACAAGCUAGUUUUGGAGUGAUCCUACUACUAAUUUUAUCGGUGUUGGCCAAUCAGUUUGCUUGCAAUCAUGGCUGUUCAAUGAUCCAAUCUUCUGAACUAGAGUCCCUUAUAAUUACUGCAUCCAACCAGACUGAACCUAACAACACCACCAUCCGACUCAUAGAAUAUACAUUUGUAUGUAUUGCCCAGGGAGCUGAGCAAGAUACUUGGAGAUUUGUCUCACUUGUGGCAAACUAUACGAACACUAACGGAACAAACUCAAUCAGUCAAUUUCAGUUUGAGUGUGUGGAGUCUAACUGGACAGCUACAGUAAAUGGAUCGACUGAAUACACACGAACAGAUCCACCCGAUGCUAGUUUGAACACAUCUCUAAGGAGGGACUGUGCGUUGUGUAUUGAUCCGCAACAGGCACCAUUGGCCAACAACUCACACCAUUGCCUAGCAUGUGACGAGUCCUGCUCAGGCCUGCAAAGAUGCACUUCAUCUUCUCAAGACUCCUGCUGCAACUACUUCCUUGGCGAUCAGUGCACAGCUAGCUGUCCGAACUAUUUCCUGCCCAGCAGCAACUUCACUUGUGUUUGUCCGAGUGGUUUCACUGGUAUUCUGUGCGAAUCUGACAUCAAUGAGUGCAACGUUAGUCAAUGCUUGAAUGGAGUUUGUGAGAAUACGCUCGGCUCAUAUACUUGUAAUUGCAACCUUGGUUACACUGGAGAUAUGUGUGAUGUUAAUAUUAACGAUUGUUUGGAGCAGCCUUGCUUGAACGGUGGUUUGUGUCUUGAUACCAUUGAUUCAUUCUCGUGCAACUGUACUGAUGGUUGGGCUGGCAGUGUGUGUGAUGUAUGUGCUCUGGAGGGAUGUGCAGAGUGUGUGGCUCGCUUCAACUCAACACCGGAUUGUGAUAGUUGCCAAGAUGGGUACUCCUCUCUGACAAUCUCCAGUGGGCAAUUAAAAUGUGAAGCUGUCUCUGAAACAAGUGGGUUGAGUUCUGGCACUAUUGUGGGCAUUGUGUUGGCUGUUGUGAUUGGGGUUGUCCUGGUUGUGACGCUGGUAGUCCUAUUAAUGGCUGCACUCUACAUUCACAAGAGGAAGAGAGUCUCUUCAAAAUUCAGGAAAAGCAAUAUCAGGGCUGAUCAAGAAAGCAGUGCUAAUGUGACGAGGAACCCUGUAUUUGAAGCUGAUGUCGCAGAGGGUACAGACAGUGGGAUUAGCAUCGAGAGUGAUGAACACUUUGCUGUGAAUAAAGCUGCUCUUGAGUUUGAGGAAGACAGUGAUCUCCCCAACACAGCGAGACUGCAAUUAUUAAUGACCAGGUUUACCUGCUUCAGUGCUAGCUGCAUAGCCAUUAUACUGUGCCUAGCAACACUAUGUAAAUGCCAGUUGUGUGAAAGAAUAACUAUUGAAGACCUUGGCAGUACAACAACUCCAACACAAUCAGGUUUAAUUACUGAAUUCAUAGAGGCUGGAGAGGGAGAAGCUUCAUCGGUGCAAGUGUUUGCCAUGAGCAUUGUAUGUGAAAGCAUACCACAGCAACGAGACAGAUUGAGAUUCAUUUCCAUAGUGGCCAACUACACUAUCAGCCCUUUCAGCAAAGUACACGUUGCUCAGUUUGAAUUUCAAUGCAUCUCAGGAACUUGGAAUAGUCGUUCUAUGACAGAUCCAAGUGACGCUACCUUCGAUACUCCAGUGAGAAGGGAUUGUGCUACCUGUGUACACCCUGCUUCUUCGGUGAUUUCUGGACCAUAUGAUAACAUUACACAUUGUGUUUUUUGUGACGGAUGUAGUGGACUCAAUCAAUGCGGCGAUACUUCAAACAGUUGUUGCAACUACUAUAACAACGAUAUAUGUGUUGCUGAGUGCCCAUCGGUUAAACCGACUCUGAAUGGAGCUGCAACCGAGUGUGUUUGUGCUCCCGGUCUAACUGGAGGGAUGUGUGAGUUGGAUAUUGAUGAGUGCACUGAUGUUCCUGGUCCUUGCUUAAACGGUGGAACUUGCAAUAACACUUUUGGAGGCUUUGAGUGUCUAUGCCCACCUACUUUCAACGGUGAAUUGUGCGAGAAUGAUAUUAACGAAUGCUCUAUAAGCAAUCCAUGUGACAACAAUGGAACUUGUAUGAACACCAUUGGAGGCUUUAACUGUUCUUGUACGCCCGGGUUCCAGGGUGUGACCUGUGGGGAUGAUGUUAACGAAUGCAAUGAAAAUAAUAUCUGCCUCAAUGGUGCUACCUGUAUAAACAAUCAAGGCAGCUUCACCUGCAAUUGUCCAGUAAGUUACACUGGUACUUCUUGCGAAAUUGACAUUAACGAAUGCGAAAGCACCCCAUGCCAAAAUAAUGGAACUUGCACCAAUUCAGAUGGAAGCUAUUCCUGCAUGUGCACUCAAGGUUGGGACGGAGACAAUUGUGAUCUAGAUAUCAAUGAAUGCAGUGAUCAGAAUCUUUGUCAGAACAGUGGUACCUGUGAAAACACUCAAGGAAGCUAUAUGUGUCUAUGCAGAGAUCGAUGGGAUGGACCAAACUGUGAGGAUUGCACGAUAUCGUCAUGCACUCUUUGUACUGGAAUGAAUGCACUCUGUCAAGAAUGUGACGCUGGGUUUAUCAGGACAUCUAAUGGACUACUUUGCACACCAGAGUUAGCUUGUGUGCCCGACUGUGUAAGAGGAGAAUGUAACAAUGGACAGUGCAGUUGUGAGGCAGGAUACACUGCAAGUGACUGCUCAGAGCUCUGUAUCAGCAGGAUACCAGGAUGUGAGUCUUGUAGUGUGAGUGGAAACAGUGUGACUUGCGUUGAAUGUCAGAUAGGACUCAUUAAUGACGGCAAUGAGUGCAAACCUACUGCUUGCAACAUGCAAUUUUGUGAGGAGUGUGAGGAUGACUUAUCUGGUUGUAAAAAAUGUGACACUGGAUACAAACUCAAAGAGUCUCAAACUGACUGUAUUCAAAUUGAACAAAGACCCACCCUAACAAGCAUAGAAAUCAUUGGACUCAUCGUUGGAUGUAUCCUCUUUGCUAUACUGUUGCUUGCUGUGGUAGCAUGCAUCAUCUCCACCAUCUAUAGAGUAAAGGAGCGCCCUAAAAUGAAGAGGCAAUCAACAAAAACUGUAUUCCAAAAACAUGGUGCCAACUCCAAUCCACUUUACCUGGAUACCAAGGCAACCAUGGGUCUAGCGCAAGCCCAUGGUGGAGUGACUGCAGAACAGAUGUUGACCUUAGAUUUCGCCACACCUGGUUACGAUGAUGUCAACCAAGAUGAUGAUGAUUUUAACUCCCUCUCUGCUGUCAAUGAGGCUGCAGCACCAUUCCAGUAUGAUGUAGGAUUAGAGGAAAAACAAGAUACAAUUGAGGGUUCAAGUGAAGAGGAUUCGGAGGAGGAUUAAAGAAACACUGCACAUUUUUUACUAGCUACUAACAGUCUAACUAAUCGAUUUAGCUUAGGCUUACGUGGUAGGCUACAUAUAGUCUCUAUUGUACAUCAUUAUUUUUUGGUAUGUAUAAUACUGUACAAACUGUGAACACAGCCCCCUCA